Messenger RNA from Tripterygium wilfordii, 1933 nucleotides. Its product is annotated as glutathione S-transferase T3-like. The transcript has 6 exons. The coding region runs from base 334 to 1812 and encodes 492 amino acids. The record is from RefSeq and is a predicted model, not a curated record. NCBI's taxonomy places the organism in Eukaryota, Viridiplantae, Streptophyta, Magnoliopsida, Celastrales, Celastraceae.
AUAUCUCACACUUGAUACCCCACUUUUUGGAAAAGUUCAGCACUAUACCCUCACAAUGGGAUCUUUUUACAUACUUGAUAAAUAAUGGUGUACAAUGGAAAUUUUAGAAAAACUUGAGAGUUCAAGUGUGAAGUAAUUUUUCCAAAAGCCAAUCAGAAUGGGCCACCUGUCCUUGGUUGUUAAAUACCCUAGAUCAAUACAGAGCAUCGUCUUCGUAUCACGCUCUUUUGCAAACGAACAACGAGACCAGUGUCACGAAUUCAAUUCUUCUUGCCUUCUUCAUCAAAGAAGAUCGGGAGUGUUUCGAUUCUAGCAUCUUCUUCAUCAAUCGGAAUGGAUCCCAAUUCUCCCUCACACCACCAUCAUGCAUCGAUGAGCAAUGAUGUUGAUGAUGUCAGUCAGCAACCAAGGGUCAAUCCAAUACAAUGGCCCACUGAUUUGACAUUCUCCCCGUCACAAAUGAAUGCCGCACAAGCAGCUGCCUUUGCAUCAUUCUUUCAGCAGCAAUUUAGUGCUCAACAACAUCCAUCGGUCAACCUAAUGCAAGCAAAUGCAACGGGACAGUUUCAAGGACCUUCUGAUUCUCGAAUGCCCUCCUCACAAACCGGAUCCCGAUCAACACAGGGGUCCAAUCGAAAAUCUCCUAAUUGGAAGGUGAAUGAGGAUGUCGCACUCUGUCAAGCAUGGGUCAGAAUUUCAGAAGACCCGAUUAUUGGAAAUGGACAAGCUCAUGAUGCGUUCUGGUUUAGCAUAUGGACUGAAUUCAAAUUGCGGACGCCAGGGACAGAACGUGUUCAAAGAGCGUGCGAGAAUAGAUGGGCUGUCAUUCAAGCAGAUGUUUCAAAGUGGAGGGCCAUCGUGAAGAGGGUUCAAAGAGUUAGGGCAAGUGGGACUAAUCCAAAUGACGAGUGGGGAGCUGCCUUAAUGGUCUUCAAAAAAGACCAUGGAAGAGAUUUCAAACUCAUACAUUGUUGGGAGAUACUUCGCACAUGCUCAAAAUGGCAUAUUUCUACCGAUGAGAAAGAGGCAAGGGAUGUUGGCCGGGGCGGCAAAGGUGGCAAUAAUCGAUCAAGGUUUUCGAACAGUUCUCAUGGAUUGCCAGUUCACAAUGUCUCUGCAUCAUCCUCACUGGGGCUCGAUGAUUAUCCCAAUUCUUACAGCCCUACAAUUGAUCCUACCCGUGAUCCCACACCAACAUCUGAAUCACCUGUUCACAUGGUCGGAAACAAUGAUAUGGUGCACAUCAGUCGUGAGCCAGCCAUCACUAGACCAUUAGGGCGAAAAGCAGCAAAGGAGAAACGUCGUCGCAGCAUAGGAAUUGGAUCUCAAGCGUCAUCCGCUGCAAGUGAAAAGCUCUCAGCCACUGUGAAUGCUUGGAGAGAAUCAUCAGAGAGUAGAUUAGAUUCACUUAAGCAAAUUAGUGAGGAGCAAGCAUUCCAUGCGACAAAGAUGGCUAAGUUGGAUGCUCUAGAGAAAGCUCUCAAGAUCACCACGCAGUUUGCGGAUGCUGAGAAGGGGUUGUUGUCCAUAGAUUCAGAUCUGAACAGAGAUGAAAUAAUAUCUAGGCAGCUGGCAAGGGUGAAAGAUCUUGACGAUUUAGACAAAGAGUUCAAAAGGAUUCGAGCAUUAGAGUACUCGCCGAAAAGUGCUACAAGAUUGCGUGAAGGGAUGGAAGGGACGAAUUUGGAUCCAGUAAAUCUUUACAACCGAUUCAAUGCAUCAGAUCCACCAGAUGUCGAAUGGAUUUAUUUGAAUGGAAUACUUCAUACUGUGAAGUAUGAACUUGCAUUUGAUAAUUCUGGGAAUGUAUAAUAAUGUGUACUUGCAUUAUCUUUCUUAAGAUUGUUGGAUUAUGAGUGUGGAGGAUUAUGAGUUUGUUGAAUUAUUAGUUUACUGCAUUACCUUGAAUAAUACUAUUUAUGAGUUUACUGCA